AUGAAAUCCCACCACCGCCUUGACCAAAUCGCCGCGCGAAAGAGAUGCAGCAGGGCGUGCAAGAGGCGCAAAGAGCGAUGCGACGGACGGCAACCAUGCGGCCGAUGCACCGAGCGCCGCGUUCACAACGAAUGCCGUUAUGAGACGGAGCACGGCGGAAGAGCUUCCAAACUUCAUCCCGCCAGGCAAAGAGGGGGCUCAGCUUCAAGUUCGAGAGGCCGCGCCCCAGUCGACCCGCCGCCCGUCGCCAUCGACAUAGCAAACUCAUCUCCUGCGGCGCCGCCCCUAGAUCAGUCGCGCUUGAUCCUCGACAAGAAGGGGCGCUUCAUGUAUCUGGGCGACUCGGCGAACCCCUCCCUUUUGCAGUCGAUCCGGCGGCUGGUGGCCGAGACUCAGGGCAGAAGUCCCUUUGUAGACGAUCCGUUGCGACCGGCCAUGGUGGAGGCGUCGCCCGAGGGCCCUCCCGCCUGGCUCGAGGCCGGCUCUGACCCGAAAUCGCCGCCCGCCUUUACCGAGCAUGAGGCCAGACACUUUGCCAGGCAGUAUUACCUGUGCACAAAUGGCAUCCUCGACCUGUUCGACAAGUCUGUGCUCGUGGACCAGGUCCCCCAGGCCCUCGCGCAAGACGCCGUCGCUCUCCCGCUGGCAAAGCCGCUCGUCUAUCUCGCCCUCGCCAUCGGCGCCCAGUCGUCGCCAAAGGACUUGGGCGAGGUGGCCGAAUCGUGCUUCAACUAUGGUCGCUACCUGUCGGCCAAGUACCUCAUGGACGAUCCCAGCACGCUGACGGUCGAGGCCUACAUUCUCGUCACCAUGUACCUCUUGGCCUCGUCGCGUCGCAACGCCGCCUUCAUGCAUCUUGGCUUCGCCGUGCGGGCCGCGUACGCUCUUGGGCUGCACCUCAAGUCCGUGUCGAUGCGCUUCACGACGGAGGAAUUCAAGCACAGAGAGCGCGUCUGGAAGUCCCUUCGAAGCAUGGACAUCCUCUCGAGCGCCUUGCUCGGCCGGCCGCCCUCGACCAAGGAAACGCGCAACACCACGUCUCCCGAGGACUACUCGGCGUGCAACGAUUUGCUCUCCAUCAUGGAGGACGUCUUGACCGACGUCUACGAGCAGAGGCAGAUCGCGGCCGUGACUCUGAACCGCGUGGCGUCCCGCCAACGCGAAUGGGCCGCCAUCUUCACCCGCGGCCUGGCCGCGGACAACAUCGAGCUGGGAGACCAGAUGGAAGGGGGCAACGUUCCCAACAUGGGCCUGACGCACCUCAAGAUUGUCUUCCACUGGACAGUCAUGCUCCUAACCAGGCCCUUCUUGUCAGAGCGAGUCGCGUGGCACGCCCGACAGGCGGCGUCCGGCAUCCAGGGCGCCACCGCCUCGCCGUCGUGGACUCCCGCAGAGUCAUCGCGAGUGCUGGCACACGCGUGUGUGAAUUCCGCCAUUCGGACCCUCGCCCUUCUCGAGCCUCUAAUUGACGCCUGGGACACUCCCACGCGGCUUCCCUUUUGCGUGAGCUGCGUCGUCCACUCGGCCCUCGUCAUCGGCCUCGCCCACUUUGGCGACAUGCAUCAAAUCUUCCCGCUCGACAAGUUCAUGUACACGGCCCGCAGUCUGUUGCAGCGAUUCUCCAGCGACGCCAUCGCCUUUCGGAACUGCACCAUCAUUCAGCUGCUCCACGAGGCCUGCCAGGCCUACUCGGAGAAGCGACAUGCCGCCUCCAUGGACAUCGAGGGCCAGCUCAUCAGCAAUUUCUUUGGCCAGCUUCACUACACGCCUCGCGGGAACCAGCAAAUACCCAACACGUCACUGCAAGCCUACCAAGCAACAGGCGGCGCGGGCUCGGCCGGUGCCGACAACACAAGUCUGAUUGACAAGGCCUUUGCGUCCACGGAUUCAGCAGCAGCAGACACUGCGUGGGAUGGCAGCGUUUCGCCGGCCGCGGGCGAAGCUGCCGUCAAGACGACCACAUCCAGCGCAAUCCGGUCCGUGCAGCCACUGUCUCCGAGCUCCACAAACGCCACGAUGCCCAAGCAGGAUGACGACACAUGUGCCACAGCGGACAUGGAGUCGAUAAGUAUUUUGGACGGCAGCAACAUCCUGGGAGACUCGGAUAUUGUGAACCUGGAGUCUCAGGACGACUUGAUCUCCUUGUACGCCUUGAUCGACACGUCUGGAGGCUACUUGGGCCUGGAGUGA
Molecule: messenger RNA, 2190 nt
Organism: Metarhizium album ARSEF 1941
Lineage: Eukaryota; Fungi; Ascomycota; Sordariomycetes; Hypocreales; Clavicipitaceae
Exons: 2
Coding region: 1-2190 (729 amino acids)
Biological process (GO): DNA-templated transcription; positive regulation of transcription from RNA polymerase II promoter by galactose
Cellular component (GO): nucleus
Molecular function (GO): RNA polymerase II cis-regulatory region sequence-specific DNA binding; DNA-binding transcription factor activity, RNA polymerase II-specific; zinc ion binding
Source: RefSeq, a predicted model, not a curated record